Lotus japonicus is the source of this 1226-nucleotide messenger RNA. Its product is annotated as L-type lectin-domain containing receptor kinase S.4-like. The transcript has a single exon. The record is from RefSeq and is a predicted model, not a curated record. The coding region runs from base 151 to 1035 and encodes 294 amino acids. Gene Ontology annotation, molecular function: carbohydrate binding. NCBI's taxonomy places the organism in Eukaryota, Viridiplantae, Streptophyta, Magnoliopsida, Fabales, Fabaceae.
AUGGUGUGAAUGAAAUCGAAUAAUAAUAAAAAAAAUCUAAUGGUUGAUUCGAUUGGAUUGUAUUUCCGCAUUGAAAUAAGGUUUGGUCUCUUUAAAAUAUGAAAUUCACAAUCAUUCAUUCUUUGGUAACAGAACGAAAACGGAAACUUGAUGAUGAUGAUGAUGAUGAUGAUGAUGAAGAUAUUGCUUCUCCUCCUCCUAGUCCUCCUCGGUGGUGCAGUGAUUGACGGCGGCAACAACGGCACAAACCACAGUAGUAGUCCAGGAGUAGAGGAAUUGUUGUUUGAUAGAUUCAGUGCAGCGAGCAACAUGACCCUAAACGACGGUGCUGUGGUCGACGUGAACGGCACGCUCCGCCUCACUACUCCGGCGGGUCAUGCAUUCUAUUCAACCCCAUUCAACAACAAUUUCUCCUUCUCCUCAACUUUUGUUAUUGCAAUUACCAAAUCCGGCGCCUUUGCCUUUGCCUUCACGGGGAAUUUGUCCAGCAAGUGGUUCCGGGUGGAAUUCGACACCGAUGAACACAACCAUAUCCGCGUGGGUAUCAACUUGAAUGGAGUGAAGAACAAGUGCAAUGCAUCAUUACAAUUAGAAUUAGAAUUAGGUGGUGAUGAUGAGGAGCUGUUGAUUCAAGCAUGGGUUGAUUAUGAUUCAUCCAUCAACCAAUUGGAGGUCAGGCUUUCGCCAAACUCCUCCUCGAAAUCCAAUUUACCACUUCUGUCUUGGAAUAACGAUGAUGAUCUCUCACCAAUUCUUGUUGAUGAGACUAUCAUGUAUGUCGGGUUCUCUGCUUUGAGAGGGGUGUCCUAUAUCCGCGGUGGGAGUUUUAGACUGAAUGGAAAAGGAAAAGGGAAAGGGAAAGCAGCAGCCAUACCUUCUCCACCACCAGUACUCCCAGAACAAGACCAAGAUGCAGUACAAGUACAAUUAUCGGGAGGUGUAACAGAUCCUUGUCUCUUCUUGGUAAUUGGUUUUUGUGGUACCCUGAUAAUAGGAACUGCAGAUUGGGCAUACAAGACGUAUGCCGCCGGCUAAGGUGUGCUGGUUGCUGACCUCUAGUUAGAUUGCAACAUGGUUGUAGAUAGAAUCUUUGGCGAGAUGACAUUUCUCUUCGUGUUUGGAAGCAUUUCAAUGUUAAAUUAUCUUUUUACACUUGUGUAGUCUGCUUUUAGAUUUUCAAAUCUAACAAAAUAAAUAAAUAAAAUGGCAAUCAUAUAUCAUUUGAA